AUGGCCGUGGACAGCCUCCCGGUCACUACAGCCUCCCGGUCACUACGGCCUCCCGGUCACUACGGCCUCCCGGUCACUGCGGCCUCCCGGUCACUACGGCCUCCCGGUCACUGCGGCCUCCCGGUCACUACAGCCUCCCGGCCUGACCCUCCCGGUCACUGCAGCCUCCCGGUCACUGCAGCCUCCCGGUCACUACAGCCUCCCGGUCACUACGGCCUCCCGGUCACUACGGCCUCCCGGUCACUGCGGCCUCCCGGUCACUACGGCCUCCCGGUCACUACAGCCUCCCGGUCACUACGGCCUCCCGGUCACUGCGGCCUCCCGGUCACUGCGGCCUCCCGGUCACUACGGCCUCCCGGUCACUGCGGCCUCCCGGUCACUACAGCCUCCCGGUCACUGCGGCCUCCCGGUCACUACGGCCUCCCGGUCACUGCGGCCUCCCGGUCACUACAGCCUCCCGGUCACUGCGGCCUCCCGGUCACUACAGCCUCCCGGUCACUGCGGCCUCCCGGUCACUACGGCCUCCCGGUCACUACAGCCUCCCGGUCACUGCGGCCUCCCGGUCACUACAGCCUCCCGGUCACUGCGGCCUCCCGGUCACUACGGCCUCCCGGUCACUGCGGCCUCCCGGUCACUGCGGCCUCCCGGACACUGCGGCCUCCCGGUCACUGCGGCCUCCCGGACACUGCGGCCUCCCGGUCACUGCGGCCUCCCGGUCACUGCAGCCUCCCGGUCACUGCAGCCUCCCGGUCACUACAGCCUCCCGGUCACUACGGCCUCCCGGUCACUACGGCCUCCCGGUCACUGCGGCCUCCCGGUCACUACGGCCUCCCGGUCACUGCGGCCUCCCGGUCACUGCGGCCUCCCGGUCACUGCGGCCUCCCGGACACUGCGGCCUCCCGGUCACUGCGGCCUCCCGGUCACUGCAGCCUCCCGGUCACUGCAGCCUCCCGGUCACUACAGCCUCCCGGCCUGACCCUCCCGGUCACUGCAGCCUCCCGGUCACUGCAGCCUCCCGGUCACUACAGCCUCCCGGUCACUACAGCCUCCCGGUCACUACGGCCUCCCGGUCACUGCGGCCUCCCGGUCACUGCGGCCUCCCGGUCACUACGGCCUCCCGGUCACUGCGGCCUCCCGGUCACUGCGGCCUCCCGGUCACUACAGCCUCCCGGUCACUACAGCCUCCCGGUCACUACAGCCUCCCGGUCACUACAGCCUCCCGGUCACUACGGCCUCCCGGUCACUGCGGCCUCCCGGUCACUACAGCCUCCCGGUCACUACAGCCUCCCGGUCACUACGGCCUCCCGGUCACUGCGGCCUCCCGGUCACUGCGGCCUCCCGGUCACUACAGCCUCCCGGCCUGACCCUCCCGGUCACUGCGGCCUCCCGGUCACUGCGGCCUCCCGGUCACUGCGGCCUCCCGGUCACUGCGGCCUCCCGGUCACUGCGGCCUCCCGGUCACUGCGGCCUCCCGGUCACUGCGGCCUCCCGGUCACUGCGGCCUCCCGGUCACUGCGGCCUCCCGGUCACUGCGGCCUCCCGGACACUGCGGCCUCCCGGUCACUGCGGCCUCCCGGUCACUGCGGCCUCCCGGUCACUACGGCCUCCCGGUCACUACAGCCUCCCGGUCACUACAGCCUCCCGGUCACUACAGCCUCCCGCCUCCCGGUCACUACAGCCUCCCGGUCACUACAGCCUCCCGGCCUGACCCUCCCAGUCACUACAGCCUCCCGGCCUGACCCUCCCAGCCUGACCCUCCCGGUCACUACAGCCUCCCGGUCACUACAGCCUCCCGGUCACUACGGCCUCCCGGUCACUACAGCCUCCCGGUCACUACAGCCUCCCGGUCACUACGGCCUCCCGGUCACUGCGGCCUCCCGGUCACUGCGGCCUCCCGGUCACUGCGGCCUCCCGGACACUGCGGCCUCCCGGUCACUGCGGCCUCCCGGUCACUGCAGCCUCCCGGUCACUGCAGCCUCCCGGUCACUACAGCCUCCCGGCCUGACCCUCCCGGUCACUGCAGCCUCCCGGUCACUGCAGCCUCCCGGUCACUACAGCCUCCCGGUCACUACAGCCUCCCGGUCACUACAGCCACCCGGUCACUACAGCCUCCCAGUCACUACAGCCUCCCGGUCACUACAGCCUCCCGGCCUGACCCUCCCGGUCACUACAGCCUCCCGGCCUGACCCUCCCAGCCUGACCCUCCCGGUCACUACAGCCUCCCGAGCCUGA
Molecule: messenger RNA, 2232 nt
Organism: Carcharodon carcharias (great white shark)
Lineage: Eukaryota; Metazoa; Chordata; Chondrichthyes; Lamniformes; Lamnidae
Product: mucin-17-like
Exons: 3
Coding region: 1-2232 (743 amino acids)
Source: RefSeq, a predicted model, not a curated record